This is a messenger RNA of Cylindrotheca closterium, 2475 nucleotides long. The record is from the annotation of a GenBank genome assembly. Lineage: Eukaryota; Bacillariophyta; Bacillariophyceae; Bacillariales; Bacillariaceae.
AUGGGAUCAUUACAACUUUCUUCGUUUCAGUCAAAUGCAUUUCUCCGAGGAAGAUGGGAAGGAACUAGACUAUCGACAAGGAAAAACAGAAGGGGGAGAUCUUCGCUGAAUAUGGUUUUGACGACUCCCAUUGAUAUCAUCGAGCAAGCAUCAACAGUGAACCUUUUGGAUGAUCUAAUUGACGAGAGUGUCAGGACAAGUGCGCGUCGCCCAAUUAUCAGACAGUUUGAUCCUUCCAGUGGAUGGAUCUGGAGACGUUGGAAGGGUACCAUUUUCUCCGAAACAUGGGUUUCCUGUGUGAGAAACGUACUAUAUGCGAUCGCAAUCUUCCUCCUUUACAAAUCGUAUCCAAACAUUGUCGACAAUCACUUGACUGGAUUUAGCACCUUGUGGGGACAGCUGUUAUCGGUGACAACUUUCACCCUUACAUUUUUUGUCAAUCAGUCAUAUGCCUUAUGGAAAAAAUGCACUCAGCUUAGUAGGCGUCUACAGGGUCGGUUGCAUGAUAUCGGUAUGAAUAUGGCAACCCAUGCCCGUCGACAAAAACCUGAAACCGAGAACGAACCGUCAACCUACACACCCGAGAGUCGUCAGAUAUUGGAGCUUAUGAGUCGAUACGUGCGUAUGUUUAACCUACUUACAUAUGCAUCCUUCACGAGAUCUCACCGUCCGAUCUUGACCCCACGCGGAAUGCGUCGGCUUGUUGAACGAGGCUUGUUGACUCCACAAGAAAGAGAGUCUCUGGUAGAGGCAAAUAUUCCACCGACACAACGCCAUAGUGCCAUCUUGAUGUGGAUGAUUCGUCUUUUUAUUGAAGGACGGGCAUCGGGCCAUAUUCUUGGGGGCGAUGGAUUUGAACAGCAUACGCUGGACAAGUUCCACAUCAUCCGUGCUCAGUACGGUGCCAUUGGAGACGAGUUACAAGGGCGAAUGCCAUUGGCUUACGCACACAUCGUUCAAGUUUUGGUUGAUCUCAUUCUUUGGACCUAUCCUUUAAUGGCCUUCUCCACUGGUAUGUCUCCGUAUCUUGUCAUCGCUGGGACGGGUCUAUUGACUAUUUCGUAUCAAGGACUCUUUGAUCUGGCAAAGCAAUUCUUGGACCCAUAUGACAACGAAACAUAUGGAAAGGGCGAAGACCCAUUGUGUGUAGAUACUCUCAUCGCCGAGACCAAUGCUGGCUCCGUGAGAUGGUUAUUUGGAUUUGAAGAAAUGCCUUUCAAUGCGGAACAGUUGCAAAGGGGCGAACUUAUGGACAGUUUGUUGCCAGUUCGUGGAUACACAGUAGAGGACUUGGCUCAGAUGGAAGAAGAUCGAAUAAAGAAAGAAGAGUUGCGCCGAAGGGAAGAAGAGGAGAGACUACGGCAAGAGGCAGAAGCGGAGAGUGAAGAAGAAGAGCCUGAAGUUGAAGAAUCAGUGUUAAAUGAUCCCGAAAUACAAUCUCAACCCGCUGCAGAGAAUGCGACUGCACUUGAAGAUCCGACGCCAAUCGAAGUGGUCUCUGAUGUAGAAGCGGAGCUGAGAAUGGGUGGAGAGAAAGUUGUGCACACAGUUACAACUGUUGGUGGGAAUCCUUUUAGCCUGAAAAAGAUUGAUGAUGACGAAUACGUGGGUAUUGUUGCAUCUGGUCAGUCCACAGCCAACGGAAACCUGGAAGUUGCGAAUUAUCUAGCUUCACUCUCGCCGUUGGAGGUGGAAGAGCAAAGUACAACGGAGCUUGGGCCACAAGACGAAGUACUGGAAGACAUGCCAGAGAUUGUUGAAGAGGGAGACAGUUUUCCAGUCGUGGCAGAAGAGCUACAGAGUGCAACUUCCCAGAAGCUAAGUGACGAUGAAUACAACGAGAAGCUUGCAGCUAUUGAAGAAGCAAUCAAAGAGCUGAACGCCAAAGCGCAAUCUGAUGACAGAGACGAAAUCCAGCUUCUAACCGACAAGAAAAAGGUGGCUGCCUCUGUGGAGGACGAGGAGAUGGACGAGGAACCAAAGCGAAUGACUCUGGAAGACUACGAAGAAGAGGUCGUGAGAAUAAUUACAGAAGCCAAGGAAGAGAUGCUCGAGACAGAAGCGAUUCUAAGCACCAAGGCUGGUCUAGAUCCUCUGGGCUGGGAUUAUGAGGACGACGAGCUCAAAUCGAUUGCCGAUGAUGAUGAAGCAGAUCCUAAAGGUGACGGCGAGGCAAGAGACAGGAGUGUCAUGGAUGACAAUUUGGAUGUACUUGAAAUGGAUAUAGACGGGGAUGAACCAAUGGAAGGAGAGAAUGCAUUAUAUCUAGAACCACCUGAAAAUAUCAUGGUGGAAACGCACGUUGAUAUGGAGACAGCGUUGACGGAAAAAUCCGAAGAUGAUGCACAUCUCACGGACAUCGAGAAAACUCGGAGGUUGUUGAUGGGAAGUGAAUACAAUAAGAAUGGAGCUAGGGCACAGGACCCAGAAGCGGUUAAGAGCACGGAUUCUGUCGAAUCAGACGGGGAUGUCUAG